This is a messenger RNA of Sesamum indicum (sesame), 955 nucleotides long. RefSeq names its product Cyclophilin-like peptidyl-prolyl cis-trans isomerase family protein. Gene Ontology annotation, molecular function: peptidyl-prolyl cis-trans isomerase activity; cyclosporin A binding. Gene Ontology annotation, biological process: protein folding; protein peptidyl-prolyl isomerization. The record is from RefSeq and is a predicted model, not a curated record. Gene Ontology annotation, cellular component: cytoplasm; intracellular membrane-bounded organelle. Lineage: Eukaryota; Viridiplantae; Streptophyta; Magnoliopsida; Lamiales; Pedaliaceae.
UUGUGCUGGUACUUGGAAAAAACAGAAACCCCGAGAGCCAGAAAUCCCGACUUUUUGCAAAAUCAUAUGUGCGUUUGGUGAGUAAUAAGCACUAAAGAAGUAAAAUUUAGAUGGCCUCGGGAGGCGGCGGCGCCAACGGCGGAGGAGCGGCGGUGGAGUGGCACCAGAGACCGCCGAACCCUAAAAACCCCAUCGUCUUUUUUGACAUUACUAUUGGCAACAUCCCUGCUGGCCGUAUCAAGAUGGAGCUUUUUGCUGAUAUUGCCCCAAAAACUGCAGAAAAUUUCCGGCAGUUCUGUACAGGUGAAUACAGCAGAAAAGCUGGAUUACCUGUUGGGUACAAGGGUUGUCAGUUCCAUAGAGUGAUCAAGGAUUUCAUGAUUCAAGCUGGUGACUUUCUGAAGGGUGAUGGCAGUGGAUGUGUAUCCAUUUAUGGAAGUAAGUUUGAUGAUGAAAAUUUUGUAGCGAAGCACACUGGACCUGGGCUACUGUCAAUGGCAAAUAGUGGGCCAAACUCUAAUGGGUGUCAGUUCUUCAUAACUUGUGCCAAGUGUGACUGGCUUGACAACAAACAUGUAGUUUUUGGGCGUGUGCUUGGAGACGGUCUUUUGAUCGUAAGGAAGAUUGAGAAUGUAGCCACUGGACCCAACAACCGACCUAAACUGGCUUGCGUUAUUGCGGAAUGCGGAGAGAUGUAAAACACAUAUGCUGUGCUCAAAGGGAUCACUUUAACAUAUUGAUCAUCUGGUGACUUACCAACACAACUUUCCUGAACUAUACUUGCUGUAUUAGUCAACACUAACUAAUUUCAACUUCUACUGGCCGAGCAGAUGCUGAUAACUGUAUUAGUUCUGGGAUGCCUUACCAAACCUUGCAACAAAGAUUUGUUGCUCAUUUCUUGUUGAAUAUUUAACGAAAACCUGCAUCUCUGAAUAUCAUACGUCUACGUUUAGCC